AUGCCCUGGCACACCAUGUGGGAUGUCCCAGGCCCCUUCUGCGCGCCGCCCGCUGAGGUGCCCAACGCUGCGCCGGUGGGCACUGCUUGGCGACAGGCCUCCUCAUCCCGCCAGCUCAGUAAGGGCUCCUCCGUGGAAGAAGUUGCAUUCCUGGAGGAAAUCAACCCAGAGCACGUGGAAGAUGACGCUGUUCUCUCAGAGAAGACCAGCCCGAGCGGCCGAGCCGACGCCCGAGCCGAGCCGGAGAUCCCGACGCAGGUUGGCUUCAGGCACCUUGGAUGCUUCACCUGCGAUGCCAACCACUCGGAAGCCAGUGAGCUGAAAGCCUCGAGGCCACAGUCGGAGGCUCCAGAGAUGUUUCGCGGUCACGUGCCUGGUGCCUUGUGCAACAUGGUGGAGCCUCACUCCCCACGGCAGCUGGCUGCCUGGAAGCAGCAGGAGCAGCGAAACAGACAGUUUCAGAUCAAUAUCUCCAAGAAGGGGAAGAAACUCGGGCUUCGAUACGAUGACUCGGACGGACUGGCCCUGGUGAUCAAGAUCAUCGAUCCAGGCGUCCUCUAUGAUUCCAUUAUGGAGAUGAGCUCAGACCAGUGGGCCAUGCCGGAGGAUCGCAUCAUCGAAGUCAAUGGUGUGCGCGGGAAGUCGGAAUGGCUGGAGGAGCAAUGCAUGAAAUCUGAUGUCUUAACCUUAACACUGGAACGAGUUUUGCCAGCGCCCAAUGAGCGGAUCUUUGGCCAGAGCGAGGAUCCCACCGUCAUCGUGCACGCCUAUGACUUGUUCGGUCAUGGCAAGGGUCCGAUGGCCUGCAUGUCUCGCACAUUGAACUCGAUGAGCACACGCUUUGGGCUUUUUCACACAGGCGUGGAAGUAUUUGGCCGCGAGUGGUUCUUUGGAGCUUCUUUGGAGGGCCUCUUCCAUGGAGUGAACUGCACCGAGCCCAAACAGCACCCGGUACACCGCUACCGCACCAGUGUCGCUUUGGGAACUUGCAAGAUCACAGCAGAGGCUUUCGAAGAACUCAUGCCGUUGAUUCGGAUGAAGUGGCCGGCUUGGUCAUACCAUGCCAUCUCGAGGAACUGUCAUAGCUUUACCGAUUUCUUUUGCAAAAUCCUGGGCUUCGAGUCUGCGCCCCGAUUCGGACUGUUUGGAAGUGGUGACGCCAUGCUGGUGCCAGGAGCUGCAGCUGAUGCACGAUCACUGGCGCCCUGUGGGAGCUGUGCGUCGCUCAAGACCGGCGAGGGCCGACAGAUGCCGAUGUCCCCGAGCAGCGAAGGCAGCUGCAUUCGAGUUGAAGCCUAG
Molecule: messenger RNA, 1299 nt
Organism: Durusdinium trenchii
Lineage: Eukaryota; Dinophyceae; Suessiales; Symbiodiniaceae
Source: the annotation of a GenBank genome assembly